This is a messenger RNA of Penicillium mononematosum, 1767 nucleotides long. RefSeq names its product Zn(II)2Cys6 transcription factor. Gene Ontology annotation, molecular function: transcription cis-regulatory region binding; zinc ion binding; DNA-binding transcription factor activity, RNA polymerase II-specific. The coding region runs from base 1 to 1767 and encodes 588 amino acids. The record is from RefSeq and is a predicted model, not a curated record. The transcript has 4 exons. Gene Ontology annotation, biological process: positive regulation of transcription by RNA polymerase II. NCBI's taxonomy places the organism in Eukaryota, Fungi, Ascomycota, Eurotiomycetes, Eurotiales, Aspergillaceae. Gene Ontology annotation, cellular component: nucleus.
AUGCCCAGAAAACCCACCCCAGCGGCCAAGCAGCGGGUUCGCACUGGUUGUCUGACCUGUCGGAAAAGGAGAAGAAAAUGUGAUGAGCAGAAACCGAGCUGCGCCAACUGUGAGGUCAAGGGCUUCACGUGUAAAUAUAGCUCUGAUUUGGCGUUCGUGUCGCAGCGCGAUGGGGUUGUUCCCGGUGCGCCGAGACAGGCGUAUAGCAGUAUCACAUUUGUCGAUGACUCUCCCCUUGCAGCUGCGAAUAAAGAGAAAUCAAAGCCCCCGCCAAAGUCUACAGAUGAUUCCCAGAGCGAUGCCAAUACUGGUUUUUCUUUCGACGGGUUGCAGUCUUCAGCUGACGGCCCAGAUGAUCACGGGGAUGUGCGCCGUGCCUUUGAAUUCCAAAACAUAUUGUCAUCAGCAGCGCCCAAUGUCGGCUUUUCUGAACCUCCUCCAAUUCCGUUUGUCGGAGAACGGAGUGCGCCGCAUACUCGCUAUAUGAACAGUGCUCCAUACUUUGGAUACCGGUCUGCCACCAGCAAUAGAACAGUCGAAAGGCGAGGCGACCUUGCGAGUGGCAACCAUGAGACUGACCUGCUUCGACAUUUCCGCUAUCACGUCGGUCCUUGGAUCGAUACCGGGGACCCUGAGCUACCGUUCGGGCUACAGGUUCUUCUGCUCUCGCGAACCAACAGAGCUCUGCAGGCUGCGGUUCUUGCACUGUCUGCAGGUCAACGACUCCUCGUGACAUCCCCAAAUAGCAUGGACCUGGAAAGCAGCCAGCAGUUCCGAAAGGAAGCGGAACAGAGUCUUGCGCUUGAAUAUGACCUGGCUAGAUAUGCUGGCCAUACCCUCUUGAUGCUUCAAGACGCUCUGCCUGCAGGACCGCAGCAGUGGAGAAGCCUUCUGGUUCACAGAAUUGAGCACAUAAGUGACUUCGCUUCAAGAGCAGUAGGAGAAGAGGUUGGGGAAGCUUUGUUGUGGCUUUACUUUCGAUUCGAUCUCGCGGGCUCAAUAUCCUCUUCAAAGCCGCCACUUAUGCCCUUUCGAUCGUUAUUACGACGAGAUGGCACUUUAUUACACCACCAACAAUCCAUGCGACCCCAGACGGUCAAUUCCGUAUACAAGCAUAUAUUGUGUCUUCUGGGACACUGCUUAGCCUUAAUACACGGUGAUCGAGAAACGUCCUCUCCCCAUACGGUCGCAUCACCAGAUCUGGCAGCAUUCCCAUCUUUACGACAGUCACACUCCCUAUCACAAUGGACAUUCCUCUGGUCAGACUGCCAGAAAUGGUACAAUGAGCGACCAGUAGACGUUCAACAGAUCGUGGAUAUUCGCGGCGGUGAAGCUGACCAGAUUGACCCUGACCACGACUCCUCAUUUCCAAUCCUCAUCUAUACGACUCCAAUGGCGCUGGUCGCUAACGCUGUCUACCACAUGAUCUCCCUCUUAUUGCUUACGCAUAAGCCACGACUCCUGAAAUCACUUCCCGGACCAAGAUCGGUCACCUCGCACAUCUGGCACGCGCAGUCGAUCGCCGGGAUCGCAGCAUCCAAUGACUCCCCUGAACAAUGGGAUCCGAUAUUGGUUGCGAGUCUUCUCACUAUCGCCAAAGAGAUGACACAUGAAUCACAACAAGCAGUUCUACUAGAGCGUUUUUCCAGGAUCACAGCCACAACAGGCAUCAAACUGGACCGAGAGACCGAGGCACUUCAAGCAGGGUGGAACCUGGCACGAUACGAGGAGGAAUUCGACGAUGAAGCUGACGCUAUGAUUUCAUAA